AAACUCGACAAGAAAACGAAGAGUGACGCGUUUCUGCGAAUUUCUUGUCUCAAAGCGCUCUCGUUGCUAAUAUGAAGUUAGCUCUGUUAGCAGCCGGUGACAUGAAGUGAUUGAGCGAGGACGAGUUGGCAGGGAGACCGUGUUUGGUUUGACUUCAGACAGCAAUAAUGCCUGUCGCGGUCGGCGGAGGCCAUGGAAGAACUAUGCUGUCCGUCUGCUUUCCGCUUGCUGUCCUUGUCCUGUCGAUCGUCCAGGUUACUGCUGUUCCAGAAGAACAAAUCUCUGUCCAGGCUCCUGAAGAGAAAGUCUCAGUUUCUCAUCCAGUAGGUCCAGUAGUUAAUGACCAUGGGUCUAUCAAAGGUAACAUGGGGUUCAUCCAUGCCUUUGUGGCUUCUAUCUCAGUCAUCAUUGUCUCAGAGUUGGGAGACAAGACGUUCUUCAUUGCAGCCAUCAUGGCCAUGCGUUACAGCCGUCUCACCGUACUGGCAGGUGCUAUGUUGGCCCUGGGUCUCAUGACAUGUCUCUCUGUGCUGUUUGGAUACGCCACCACCAUCAUCCCUAGAAUCUACACUUACUAUGUGUCCACCGCUUUGUUCGCCAUCUUUGGUGUACGCAUGCUGAGAGAGGGACUGAAAAUGAGCCCAGAUGAAGGUCAAGAUGAGCUGGAGGAGGUGCAGGCAGAGAUCAAGAAGAAGGAUGAAGAGAUUCAGCGAUCCAUACUAAUUAAUGCGACACCAGACCUGGAGGCGGGGAUAGGGACACCGCUGCCUCAGACCAAAUGGUACAAUUUUAUCUCGCCAGUUUUCCUCCAGGCGCUCACGCUCAGCUUCCUUGCAGAGUGGGGGGACCGGUCACAGCUGACCACGAUUAUACUGGCUGCCCGUGAGGAUCCUUUUGGGGUGGCAGUGGGUGGUACCCUUGGACAUUGUCUGUGUACAGGAUUGGCUGUUAUAGGAGGAAGAAUGAUUGCCCAAAAAAUAUCUGUAAGAUCAGUUACAAUCAUUGGAGGGAUUGUUUUCCUGGCCUUUGCCUUCUCUGCCCUUUUCUUCAAACCAGAAGAAGGAUUUUAAUUGGAUCCGAGACUUACCACUUGAGUCUGUAUGGAUGUGUAAAACCUUUUUGAAGUUUGUGUGUACAAACUGUACUUUGUUCAUAUGUCCAGUAUGAAAUGAGUCUUGAGAUCCUGCUCCCUCUCCAAGGAUCUGAUUCACUAGUAUGUUGUUGGGUUUUUGUUUUUUUUAAGAAGGAUUCACCUGCAGAUUGAUCCCUUUUGUUGGAACCUCCUGGAACUGAGGACUGCAGGACUGAGAAUGUGGUCCACACGUUCAUAAACAAUACAAGUUAGAUUUUUCAGACGUUGGAAGCCGUGCUCACUGAGAGAGGGAUCUGUGACUGGUUUGUUAGUGGUCGCUGCUGUGUAACCGUCCGUAUUAGUUUUAUUGACUCAGAAUCUGACGCUAAGCAAUUACUUCUGUCAGUUUAUAAAUGUUUUUGCCCCCCCUUUUUUUUUUUUUUUUUCCUGAAUUGUUGAUUUUUGUCUUAAAGGGAUCAUGUUGUACUGUGCACGUUUUCAGCCGACUGGUAUGUCACCAGGUGUCUCUGACCUGAAUAAGUUAUAGAUAAAAAUGCCUUGGAACCACUCAGGUGAUGCAUCCUCCAAAAAAAAAAAAAAAAAAAAAAAAAAAAAAAAAAACUAAUUACCGAUGGGCUCAGUGGGCGUGGCUCACAGCAAGCAGGAGACAUAUUUCUGUCACGCAUGUCACAGACAUCUGUAUCAGGCCGACACCUUGCUUGCAGCAGCGUAGCUUCAACCUGUGAGCAAAUAGAAAUGUUUGACUUUGAGGAUGACUAAUGUGGAAUCUAGAAAAUAUUUAAUUAUGAAGGUGAAGUAAAGCCAGUUUCAGUUUCAUUCAGUUACUGUCAUCAGAUGCUAGUGUGUUUUGAAUCUGUUUAAUUUGCUUGUCCUUUGUGUUCAUUCUCAACUUUCCUGUCAUGGUGGGAAAAAAAACAUCAAAAUGGAACCACCACCACUUUGUUUGUGGUUGGGGGGGUGGGCAGGAUUAAUGUGCUCUAAUUCAUGUCAGAAACAAUGUCCUCAAAUGUUUAACUUCUGAUAUGUAGGAAUGAAGUUUUGGCAUAGACAUGAAAAGCUACAGGCUGAUUGUGCAGCCGGCAUGUUGACAUAGUGACUUCACUGAAAACAUGGUUCCUGUGGCUUUUCUUUCCAGUUUAACAAUGCAGACAAUGAACACAUGAAUGAUUAGGUUGGAGGCGGGUCACAAAUGCUACAUUUUUUUUCAGACUAAAAACUCUAAAAGUUCAUCCAUAGCCCAGUUUGUGAAACUUCUGCUAGUUUACUAGGUACAGAGACGUACAGAAUGAAAUACAGCGCACGUGCUGUAGAUCGCUAACGAGCAUCACUGGUGACGCCAGACAGCACUGCAUAAAUUAUAGGUACCUUUGUAGAAUUUUUAUAAAAAUAUCGAAAUUGCAGAACUAUAGGUAAAGUUGUAUAAAAUUUAGUGAAGUGCCUUUUUUUAAUCUUUAGCUGGAUCUUAAUUUUUAAAGGUUCUCAGUAGAUUAAAUUUAACCUUUGCACAGUAUUGUCUACCCCCCACUUCCCCACAAAUAGACUGUAACUGUAACCGCUGUUGGCUGACGGUAUUCACUUCUGCAGACCCAGCUAAUUAGAGUGACAUCAGAACAGUUGGUCUAGAGGCUGACCAAUACAGUUUUUUUUAUUUUUAUUUUUUUUAUUGUGGGGGUAAGCGAUACGAUAUUAAGGCAUAAACAAUUUAUAAUGCAGAUAUAGCUGCUGAUGUAUACAUAAUUAGCAAACUCAAACUCUCUCUUGUAGCUAAUGUGACCGGGGGGGGGGGGGGGGGGGGGCAUACAAAAUAAUGUUUUGUCCAACAGACCACCCUCUGGUGGGAAAAACUAUGUUGUGAUACAAUUUCCAACAGCCAAAAUGCUUAUUUCUAUUAGUUUUCUACUUUUAAUUUGGACCUAGUUUCUCAACCUGUCGUCUUAUUUUUUUCUGAUUUUUGUUUUGAAUGCAGCGUAAUAGUGUGGUGUGAUAUGUCAUAAAAAGGGCUCCUGUAGGAUUUUUGUGACAAAAUUGAUUUUUUUUUGCUGAUUUGACUUGGGUAGGGGUCCAGUUGACUGAAAAUAGCGGGGUACAAUUUUUCUGACCCCCAUAACCCCCUUUUGGAGGGACUUGUUUGCCGAGGAUGCAAAAAAAACCUAAAUUACUAGUUUUUAGUCACUUCUAUUAAACUUUAGUCUUUUAUGGGUUUUCAUUGUUGCUAACUUCAUAUAAAACUUUUUUUUAUAAAUUGCAGACUCAGCACAGACUGAUAUUUAAGUCUUUAUAUUAUUAAUGGAAUAAGGAUUUGUUACAAUUUACCAGUUUUAUCAACUACAUGUUACUCAUAAAUUUUUCAGUGACCACAGUCAGUUUUGGACAGACAGGAAUCUUUGGAGAUGCUGUGGUUUUUAAGGGAAUAAUUUCAGUGUUAACAUUUGGUUUCAUGACCAGUUAAGUAAUAUUUAUUUUUAUAUACUGUAACAAUAACACGUUAUAUAAGUAAAUAAGGUAAAUGUUUUCUGAUUAACAAUUAGUUUACACAAGAUAACAUAGAAUAAGUUAGAAUAAGACACCACACAUUAUCAGAAUAACAUCUAUAGGUAACUGUAUUAAAAUAUAUUUAUAUUUGUGUGUGUUGUAGAUUAUGCAUAACGGUGAAGUGAGUAUCCUUGAAGCUGUGUCUGCAAAAUGAGUGCUUGUAUCAUCUGCAAUGAGGGUGAAACAUCAUCCAAAAGACUUGUUUGUAAUCCACAGAUGGUUGAAGAACUCCUGGACUGUUGUAAAGAAAGACUAAGCCUUGGGGAUACCAGCAUUCAAAACCUCACAGAGCUUAUCAAGUUUGGAACAGUCAAAAAGAAAAGACUUAUAUCACAGUGAAUGCCGUAAACCCCUUGUGAAUAAAUGUGUAAUUAAAAAACUCAGGGAGGGUGCUAAAAAGCGUGAUAGAUCUAACUCCCCCAUAGGUUUCUUUCCUGCUCUAGGUCGCCCCUCAUGUUCAAAUGCUCCAAACUGUCCAAAAAGUCUAUCUAAAGCAGAGGUGUGUCUGUACUCUUCAUGUUCUUUCUGUGCAUCUGAGGCCAAAGAGUCUUUGCAUCAGGUUUUUACUGAUAGAAUGGGUGAAACAUUGCUUCAGAUAAAGUUGAACACGUGAUGAUCAUGUCCGAACUUGUGUUUCUGAUCUGUUUGAUGCUGGUGAUGCAGCUGCUCAAGAAAAGUUCUAUCACAGAAACUGCUUACGGUCAGCACAGAGAACCCGUCUUUCUGAGGGCCACAGCAAUGUGCCUCUGAUCCAAUCUCUUUGUGAUGAAGAGUUACUCAUGUUCAUUCAAAAUACAGUUGUGGAUGAUUGUGACACAAUAAAUAUGGCUGAGGUGAAUGAGGCCUACAUCUCGCUCUUGAAAAGAUAUCAGAUAGAGGUCAAGGGUGAUGAAAACUACAGAAAACACCUGAAAAGGUUAAUCACUGAGCGUCUGCCAAAUUUCCAGUUUGUCAAAUCACUGCGUAAGAAUGAGCCUGACAAACUUAUUACCCUGAAGGGUGUUAGCAAAGCUAUUGAUGUCCACCUAGAUUCACUUGACACAGUUGCAAAACUGAGAGUGACAGCUGAUAUCUUGCGAAGGGAGAUAACCAAAAAUGAAAUCAAUAUUUUUCAUGUUAUCCAGGGUGUAUCAUUAUUAUGUUGAGUACCCUCAUAACCCCAUAGAUUAAUUUUGGGGCCCUUAGGAGACCCAGCCCCCCAAAAUACAGAAAAGCAACAAAGCUUGAUUUAUUGCAUGCAGGGUGUAUUAUUUAUGUAUUUAGCACCCUUACAAAUUAAAAAAAGGACUAUAAGAUUGUGAAAAUUGGUCUAGAAUUGAGGAAGAUACGCUUUAUACUGUUUGAGGGCCACCCGGGCAGAAUGACCCCCAUAGAGGGGUGUUACAGGGGUCAGAAAAAUUGUACCCCAUUAUUUUCAGUUAACUGGACCACUAACCAAGUCAAAUCAACAAAAAAAUCAAUUUUGGCACAAAAAUCCUACGGAAUUACAUAUCGCACCACACUAUAAAUUGGCUCGGUGUCUUCAGCCCUGUUGAUCUUGGCUCUUUCUCAUGUUGCAGUCACAUGACAGUGAGUGAACAAGUCUGCGGUGUUUAUAAUGAGACAGAAGUGAAUACGAAGCUACAGUGUAGCAGCACAGAAGCCUGAGUAUGGCCGUGUAGUAUGUCAGGAUUCAUUUACCAUUUUUCUUAUUUAUUUAGCUUAUGAGUUUGUUUUGAGCAUAUAUACUGCAGGUGAGAAGGGUCACUGUACACUUGGAAUAUGUUUUCUGUUUUUUUUUAAUUUACAGGCUGAUGCUGUGAUGUCAAUAUUUGACAGGCUUUGGCCAUGUGUAAAAUUAUGUUCAAGAUGCAUAUACACAUUGGUUUAACCUGAAUAAAAGUGUUUCCUGUGGUCU
Thalassophryne amazonica is the source of this 5522-nucleotide messenger RNA. RefSeq names its product transmembrane protein 165 (gene tmem165). Gene Ontology annotation, molecular function: calcium ion transmembrane transporter activity; manganese ion transmembrane transporter activity. The transcript has 6 exons. Gene Ontology annotation, cellular component: Golgi apparatus. Lineage: Eukaryota; Metazoa; Chordata; Actinopteri; Batrachoidiformes; Batrachoididae. The record is from RefSeq and is a predicted model, not a curated record. Gene Ontology annotation, biological process: calcium ion transmembrane transport; Golgi calcium ion transport; Golgi calcium ion homeostasis. Bases 168 to 1070 code for a protein of 300 amino acids.